CCAUAGAUCCUCCUUCCCUGCCUUCAUUUCCCAAAUUGGGACUGUUGUCCAAAACAUGUAAGGCUCUGCAGAGGCGCUGCACGGUGACUGGGGGUAAUAUAUCUUACAAUGAACACAGCAGGCUCACCAGUGCUUUCUCCCCUUCUAUGCUUGAAGAACCAAUCCCACUGGCUCCACUGAGCUAUGGCUCCAGUGCCAGCUGCCAACAGCCAAUAUCACAAAACCCAUGCAUCCAUUUUACUAUGGUCUUCUCUCCAGAACAGCAAACCUUGGCAGUCACUGUCCUCAGCCUCACUGGGACGCCCCACAGACUGGAGGACGUGUUUGUGCUAGGCAGCCUGCCACCUCUUUACCCCUGCCCUAUAGAAGCCUCUGCCCAGAGCAGCCUCAGCCCUGAGACCCACAGCCUGGUGCUGCUUUUGAAGGUGAGCUCCGUGAAGGAGCUCCAAAGGUGUGUACUGAGAAUAAUCGUAUACACACGGGAACCUCCCAGCCUGAGAGGCACCACACUGGGUGAACUGGAUGCUGAAUGUGGAGGAAGAGACUGGAGAGCAGAGCAUCCAUUUCACUUCACGAAAGAACUUAACCCAAGCAAGUGGAAGCUAAAAAAGAGCCUGAUCUUACAGGAUACACCGAUGUGUAAGGGGCUUAGCUGUCCUCCCCAGAUCUUCAUUUGGCUUCAGUAUCAGACUCUGGCACACCGCAUCAAAGCCAUGGUCCUACGAGCAGAAAACCUAGACAACCUCGUUCACACAUUGGCAGCAACAGGUAAAACCAGCGUUUAAUAUCACUUGAAAUAA
Messenger RNA from Micropterus salmoides (largemouth bass), 800 nucleotides. RefSeq lists its product as uncharacterized. The coding region runs from base 147 to 785 and encodes 212 amino acids. The record is from RefSeq and is a predicted model, not a curated record. The transcript is spliced from 2 exons. NCBI's taxonomy places the organism in Eukaryota, Metazoa, Chordata, Actinopteri, Centrarchiformes, Centrarchidae.